AGGCCGUGGGGCUCAGCGGGCGCCGCUAGCGGGUGCAUGUUGGGGCGUGCGUUCCGGAGGCGCUGCCCACGGGGGCUGCGGCGCGUCCGGGAGGCGCUGCUAGCGCUGCUGGCGCUGGCUGGGCUGGGCGCGGUGCUGCGGGCUCGAAGUGGGUCUGGGACGGUGGAGACCCGGGCCGGGCCGGUGGACUCGGUGCCCCCGCGCACUCUUCGCCUUGGGCGUCGGGACCCGGUGCUGCCCAGGCCGCCCCUGGCCGCCGAUGCGCUGGGCGCGCAGGGGGAGGCGGUGCGGCUGCAGCUGCAGGGCGAGGAGCUGCGGCUGCAAGAGGAGAGCGUGCAGCUGCACCAGAUCAACAUCUACCUGAGCGACCGCAUCUCGCUGCACCGACGCCUGCCUGAACGCUGGAACCCUCUGUGCAGAGAGGAGAAAUACGAUUAUGAGAAUUUGCCCGGGACGUCUGUUAUCAUAGCCUUUUAUAAUGAAGCCUGGUCAACACUCCUUCGGACAGUUUACAGUGUCCUGGAGACCUCUCCUGACAUCCUGCUGGAGGAGGUCAUUCUGGUUGAUGACUACAGUGAUAGAGAGCACCUGAAGGAGCGCUUGGCCAAUGAGCUGUCCCAUCUGCCCAAGGUGCGCCUGAUCCGUGCCAGCAAGAGAGAAGGCCUAGUGCGAGCCCGGCUACUGGGAGCCUCUGUGGCCAAGGGUGAAGUGCUGACCUUCCUAGACUGUCAUUGUGAAUGCCAUGAGGGGUGGCUGGAGCCUUUGCUGCGGAGGAUCCACGAGAAGGAGUCGGCAGUGGUGUGCCCCGUGAUCGAUGUGAUUGACUGGAACACCUUCGAGUAUCUGGGCAACGCCGGGGAGCCCCAGAUUGGAGGCUUUGACUGGCGGCUGGUAUUCACGUGGCACGUGGUUCCCCAGCGGGAGCGGGAGUCGAUGCGGUCCCCAAUCGAUGUUAUCAGGUCUCCAACAAUGGCUGGGGGGCUGUUUGCUGUGAGUAAGAGAUAUUUUGAAUAUCUGGGGUCCUAUGAUACAGGAAUGGAAGUCUGGGGAGGAGAAAACCUCGAGUUCUCCUUUAGGAUCUGGCAGUGUGGUGGCACUCUGGAAACACACCCCUGCUCGCACGUAGGCCAUGUUUUCCCUAAGCAAGCUCCCUAUUCGCGCAGCAAGGCCCUGGCCAACAGUGUCCGAGCCGCUGAAGUGUGGAUGGAUGAAUUUAAAGAACUCUACUACCACCGCAAUACCCGGGCCCGCCUGGAACCCUUCGGGGACGUGACGGAGAGGAGGAAGCUUCGGGCCAAGCUCCAGUGUAAAGACUUCCGGUGGUUCCUGGAGACAGUGUACCCAGAACUGCACGUGCCAGAGGACAGGCCUGGCUUCUUCGGGAUGCUCCAGAACAAAGGACUCCGAGGGUACUGCUUUGACUAUAACCCUCCUAAUGAAAACCAGAUCGACGGCUACCAGGUCCUUUUGUACCUCUGCCACGGGUUGGGGCAGAACCAGUUUUUCGAGUAUACAUCCCAGAAGGAAAUACGCUACAACACCCGCCAGCCUGAGGCCUGCAUAGCUGUGGAGGAAGGGAAGGAUGUCCUUAUCAUGCAUCUCUGCAGCGACACCGUCCCGGAGAAUCAGGAGUUCAUCCUACAUGAGGACGGCACUUUAGUUCACAAACAGACCGGGAAAUGUGUCGAAGCCACGAAGAAGGACGUUGGCCACGGUUUUGUACCACUCUUGCGGGACUGCACCAACUCAGAUAAACAGAAAUGGGUCUUCAAGGAACACGUGUCAUAGUGCAUCGCCUUGUCAAGGAAGAAGCCCAUCAUGGCCAUGAACUCUGUACCCAGUGAGAUGGAGGAAGUGCAUGGUUGCCAUUUGUGAAUGUGUUGGAUUUCACAAGAAUGUGAAUAAGUUUUGUACAGAUUUUGAAAACUUUAAAAAUGUCUCCCAGUACCCUGUUUUCUAAGGGCAAUCCUAAGAUGUUACCUUUGGUAUUUGGAAAGGCUGAUAGGAUUUUUUUUUUCCCUAUCAAGAUGUGCAUUUUACAAUGGUGCCUUUUAUUCUCACUAGCAAGAAGGUAAAUAUUUUAUUUUGGUACUUACAAGGAUCCCUGGGUAUGUGUACUUUGCACAAACUGAUAAUACCUCAAAUGUCGAGUUAGAGUUUUCUCAGUGGGGUGAGAUGAACACUAGAAACAUCGUGUUGAUUUCUUCAAGUGUGAGUUAGAUGAGGUGGUCUAGAUUUAUAUAAUAAAGAAUGCUUUUUUGCUUA
Messenger RNA from Peromyscus eremicus (cactus mouse), 2265 nucleotides. It is a transcript of the gene Galnt12, whose product is annotated as polypeptide N-acetylgalactosaminyltransferase 12. NCBI's taxonomy places the organism in Eukaryota, Metazoa, Chordata, Mammalia, Rodentia, Cricetidae. The transcript is spliced from 10 exons. The record is from RefSeq and is a predicted model, not a curated record. Gene Ontology annotation, cellular component: Golgi apparatus. The coding region runs from base 37 to 1788 and encodes 583 amino acids.